AUGAAAUUAAAUCUUCUUCUCGCAAUCCUCUUGACGCUUGUCGUUAUUUCCCAAGCAGUUCCUACAGGAACUAUUGAAGAAAGAAGCGAUUGUCCUCCUUACACGGAAGCUGCUUCAAGUUGUG
Messenger RNA from Funneliformis mosseae, 124 nucleotides. Lineage: Eukaryota; Fungi; Glomeromycota; Glomeromycetes; Glomerales; Glomeraceae. The record is from the annotation of a GenBank genome assembly.